Molecule: messenger RNA, 2310 nt
Organism: Leishmania braziliensis MHOM/BR/75/M2904
Lineage: Eukaryota; Euglenozoa; Kinetoplastea; Trypanosomatida; Trypanosomatidae
Exons: 1
Coding region: 1-2310 (769 amino acids)
Biological process (GO): ribosomal small subunit export from nucleus; endonucleolytic cleavage in 5'-ETS of tricistronic rRNA transcript (SSU-rRNA, 5.8S rRNA, LSU-rRNA); endonucleolytic cleavage in ITS1 to separate SSU-rRNA from 5.8S rRNA and LSU-rRNA from tricistronic rRNA transcript (SSU-rRNA, 5.8S rRNA, LSU-rRNA)
Cellular component (GO): 90S preribosome; preribosome, small subunit precursor; nucleolus
Molecular function (GO): RNA binding
Source: RefSeq, a predicted model, not a curated record
AUGCCGCCGAGUGCGUACUGGGGCAAGCGCCCACGCGAGGGCGACAGCGACGAAGCCUUUGUGCGUUUUAGUGAACUCUCUCCCGCGCGAAAGCUGGAACGACGGCGCGAAGAGCGCGUGGAAAAGAAGGAGCGGGACCGCACGCUGGCGUACUUCAGGUCUGUUCAACGUGCGCUGGAGGACCAGGUCACCGGCGGCGGUGAUCCCAGCACCCUCGCCUCCAUCGUGGACGGAUUCUUCUCGGAGCUGCUGAAGCUGCUCAAGGCGGACUCGACCUUCUACAUCCUCCGGAAUGGCACGGCGUGCCGUGUCGUGGAGUUGGCUCUGGCAAACGCGCUGCUGCUGCACGUGAAGUCCCUUCUUUACGUCUUUCUCGGUCACAUUUGUGAGCUGCUCAUCUCCCCUGUCGCGAGCUACACGUUGGAGACGCUGCUGGCAAGCCUGUCGCAGGGUCUCAGCGCACUCGCAGACACAAACCGGGAAGGCCUGGAGGCUGAACUCACUGAGGGCGGCGUCGGCAUGCACACCGGCAGUGGUGUGCCGAGUUCUGCCACGCUGCUGAGCUCCAUGGCAGAGGAAAUGUGCGAGCAUGCCGAAGAUCUUAUCGUUCACGACAUCGGCGGCCGUGCCUUGCGCUCGGUGGUUCUCAUGCUUGGUGGGCGCCCGAUCAGGCAGGCGCCGCUACCCAACCGCCCGGUGGCCUUCCCACGCAUAGUUGGUACGCUAGCAGAGGCCGUUACCAAAGCCCUGGAGGAGGGCUACGGCCGCGAGUACCAGACAGCGAGUCCGGCAGAGGCGUGGAUGGCAGCCGCGCAGGUGCCGGCAACGAGUCUUGUCAUGCAGAGCCUCCUGCGAGUGAGUGACGAGGGCACCGUUGUGGAGCGCUGCGUACGCCAACGGAUUGAGCAGCUCUCCUACAAGGGAAAGCCUCUCUUACACCACCUCCUCGUAGACAAACUUGGCUGCCACCUCUUCCAGAGCUAUCUGCAGGUGCCGCCGCCGACCGCGGUCGUGGUCGAGGGCGAUGCCGCUGCCGUGCACGCGAGUGCGUCAACAGUGGACAGUGACAGCAGCUCCGAGGCGACGUCAGCACCGGGUGGAGAUGCGUCCUGCUGCUGGUCACGUGCAGCCGGAUCGAUCACUGUCGAGGUAAACAACCUCCUGAAACCCGGCAGUGACCUUGUCGCACAGACAGGCUACGUUCUGCAAGACCUUGUCCUGUACGCGCCGACUGCGACCCACCUCCAGUGGCUUUGGAGGCGCGUUCUGGAGCCGCGACUGGCGCUUUUGUUUGACGUUCCAGCGCUGACACCGGUGCUCGUGCAGUUGGUGAAACGAUGUGCGUUCGAGGGCGUCUUGCUGACGCCUCCCGCGCCCUCAGGACUGGCGGUGGCAACGGCCCAAGCCGGCGAUGCAGCAGCCUCUGCGACUGAGGAAGUGAGUCAUCAUGGCACAACGCUGCCUGCCGAUGUUCUCACGAUGCUGCGUAAUGAGGUCGCCCAGCAUGUGCGCUACUCACCAGUGCCCAUCACCUUCCAGGGGGAGGUGUGCGCGUCGGUGUGCACUCUGGCAAAGCAGCGGGUUGUGAAGGGGGCAGCGCAGUAUUUUCUAGUAGACGCGGCGCUAGGCAACAAAGGAUAUGAAGUGGCGCGCUUUCUCCUCCACCUGCACCCGACGGCAUCGACGGUGCUGCAGUACUCACUGGACAAGCUGCAGCGCGACGACCUACUUGCCGUGGUGUGCCACCAGAAGGGCAGUCUCUUCAUGCAGCAGUACAUCAAGGUGACCGCCCUCGCCGUGUCCAAGUCGACGGCGACCCGCACAGGAAGCGAGAAGGCCGAUCCCACCAGCGGUGGAGCGGAUGCCGCUGCUGCGGAGUUAAAGAGGCCGCUGAUGCGCCUCUUCCGCCGCUUGCAGUCGUCCCUCGGCACGCUGAUCUACGACAAGUACGCCGCUUUCGUGGUGGAAGGACUGUAUGAGGCAGCCGCCAUGCCGGUGAAGGAGGCGCUGGUGAAGUCGCUGGUGCCGCUCUAUCAGGCUAUGCACACACAGCACAGUGGCACAACUCCUGCACCGUCUGCGGGCGCGGAGGCGGUGCCGUCAACCGCAUCCGCAACAGCGGAUGACGAAGCUGGCGAGAAUGUCAAGCACGCAACCCCGAGCCCGAUCCAGCAGCGCUUCAUCGCGUACAAGGUCAUGUCGAAGUGCUUUGUGGAGCAGUAUGUGCAUCGCAGGGACGACUGGACCAAGCUGGCGAAGCGGCAAUGCCAUGUGCAGCGCCUCCUGUGUCGUAUGCUGCUGAGCGAGUAG